CGCCUCCUCACUGCGCAGGCGCGCGGUGGAUGGCGGUCACCCGGCCCAGAGCGCCCUGCGCCCCCGAGUGGACCACCCCUCUGAAACGGCAGGACGGCCAGCUCGGCGUCCUGUGUUAUCAGCGAAGGGAAGGGACUAUAAAAAUAGGUGCCCGCCCUCUUCGACGAGGUGGCCAUCUACUUCUCCGACGAGGAGUGGGAGGUGCUGACCGAGCCGCAGAAGGCGCUGUACCGGGAGGUCAUGAGGAUGAACUACGAGACCGUGCUGUCCCUGGAAUUCCCGUUCCCAAAGCCAGACAUGAUCUCCCGGCUGGAUGGGGAGGCGGAGUCUCAGAGCCCGGACGCUUGGCAGCUCCAGGGAGGAAGCUUUGCAGAACACGAGGAAGCGGACGUCAAGCCUCCGGACUGGGCCGGCCCCGUGCACACUGUGGCCCCGUUCCCGCCACCGCCGCCACAGCCCCUGGACGGCUUCGGGCUCCGCCUGCCCCGGGACAUCGCCGACCUGCCCGAGUGGGGCGAGGGGUACCCCUUCUACAUGGCCGUGGGCUUCCCGGGGUACGACCUCUCGGCCGACGACCUGGCCGCCAGGUUCCAGUUCAGCCGGGGCGUGCGCCGCAGCUACGACGCGGGCUUCAAGCUGAUGGUGGUGGAGUUCGCCGAGGGCACCAACAACUGCCAGGCGGCCAAGCAGUUCGGCGUGCUGGAGAAGAACGUGCGCGACUGGCGCAAGGUGAAGCCGCAGCUGCAGAGCGCGCACGCCAUGCGGCGGGCCUUCCGGGGCCCCAAGAACGGCCGCUUCGCCCUGGUGGACCAGCGCGUGGCCGAGUACGUGCGCUACAUGCAGGCCAAGGGGGACCCCAUCACCAGGGAGGCCAUGCAGCUGAAGGCCCUGGAGAUCGCCCAGGAGAUGAACAUCCCCGAGAAGGGCUUCAAGGCCAGCCUGGGCUGGUGCCGCCGGAUGAUGCGGCGGUACGACCUGUCGCUGCGGCACAAGGUGCCGGUGCCCCAGCAGCUGCCCGAGGACCUGACCGAGAAGCUGGUCACCUACCAGCGCAGCGUGCUGGCGCUGCGCCGGGCGCACGACUACCAGGUGGCCCAGAUGGGGAACGCGGACGAGACGCCCAUCUGCCUGGAGGUGCCGUCCAGGGUCACCGUGGACAACCAGGGGGAGAAGCCCGUGCUGGUGAAGACGCCGGGCCGCGAGAAGCUGAAGAUCACCGCCAUGCUGGGCGUCCUGGCGGACGGCCGGAAGCUGCCGCCCUACAUCAUCCUGAGGGGCACGUACAUCCCGCCGGGGAAGUUCCCCAGCGGCAUGGAGAUCCGCUGCCACCGCUACGGCUGGAUGACGGAGGACCUCAUGCAGGACUGGCUGGAGGUGGUGUGGCGGCGGCGCACGGGCGCUGUGCCCAAGCAGCGCGGCAUGCUGAUCCUGAACGGCUUCCGGGGCCACGCCACCGACUCGGUGAAGAGCUCCAUGGAGAGCAUGGACACCGACAUGGUCAUCAUCCCGGGGGGCCUGACCUCGCAGCUGCAGGUGCUGGACGUGGUGGUGUACAAGCCGCUCAACGACAGCGUGCGCGCGCAGUACUCCAACUGGCUGCUGGCGGGCAACCUGGCGCUCAGCCCCACGGGCAACGCCAAGAAGCCGCCCCUCGGCCUCUUCCUGGAGUGGGUCAUGGUGGCGUGGAACAGCAUCUCCAGCGAGGCCAUCGUCCAGGGCUUCAGGAAGUGCCACAUCUCCAGCAAGCUGGAGGAGGAGGAGGACGUCCUGUGGGAGAUCGAGGGCGAGCUGCCGGGCGGCGGGGAGGUGCCGGCGGAGGGCAGAGCCGAGAGCCGCUGAGCGCCCGCGCGGCCGAGCACAUGCCGCUGUGUUUGCGACGGUGGGGGGGGGAAGCCCACGAGAAGACUGCAGACGACCCGGUGCACCGGCGGCGGCCGGUCUGGACGGCACGUCGCCCCUGACCCCCCCCCGGGCGUCCCGCCCCACCCCCGUGGGCGGCCGUGCGUCCAGCACCCUUCACUUCGCCCGAGACGUGCUUAGGAAAGACACUGCUCCUGCCCCAUUCCUCGUGGCGGCGACGCUAGGGUCCGCCGGGAGACACCUGUACAUACGGUGACGGAGGUUAUUUCCUGGAGAAGAGGCCGUUCCUUCCACAGCAACAAAGAGCUCGUCGAAAGAGCACGCCACGCCACGCCAGCGGCACGCUUUCCGGGGAGGAAGCCUCACAUCGUGGUUUUCUUCUGCCUUUAAAACUGCUUCCAGGGCCAGAGCCGGCCUGUCCCCGGCGAGGCAGGACUGCAGAGAUGGCCACGCCGGGACCUGGGACCCGUGCUGUGUGCACGUCCCCCGCUCCCUCUUUUAGAGAAAGGAGGUGCUGGGGACCCCGGAAUCCAGACAUCCCGGCCGGGGACCAGCUGGGGGCUUUUCUGCAGAUGAGCUAGGUUCGUGGGCAAGACACAGGCGAGUGGACGUGGUGCCGUUGUAUUUAUCUUCCCGAUCAGGUUGGCAGCUAGACUUUUUCCGGGCCUCGUUGAACGGCCCCGGUUUCUGUUACGAUUCUGUUCGACGGCCGGGCAGCCCCUGGCACGCGGGUGCCGCUGUUUCUCAGAGGUCAAGUGUGAGUGGUCCGCCGUCCGCAUGGCACCAGCUUCCUCGCCGCCUGCGGUUUGUUUUCUUCGCUCCUUUAGUGUUUUUAUCACGAGGGCGGGGGGAGGGGGUUUGGGUCUUUAGCCACAGCUGUUUCGAGCCCCGAACCUGCCACCCUCAGGACAGGCGGGAGGCCUCUCUGAGCUCUUACACUGUAGCGGUCCGCCUUCCCCUGUGGACCGUGGACCGAGUGUCGUGAAAACAUUCCUUCAAAGCUACCAGCGCUGCAGAAGGCAGGCCAGGACCCCCCGGACAAAGCCAUCGCUAGGAACGCCACCCCAGUGCCAGCUCUGGGGACGGCCUCCGCUGUCCUGCCCGCGCACUCUGCCCGUGCGUGUGUGCGGCGCGGUUCUCGGCAUCUGACACACCUAUCUCUACUCAGGUACUCGUUUUCCUAUCGGCAAAACACCUCUCUCCUUUUUUAAAACCGGUGUUCCUCCACACGGGGGAGUGUCACUUAGUGUCUGGGAUCGGAGUGACUUCCCGUGUCUGAACUGUUUCCCAAACUGGACCGCGUGCUUCAUCCUCUCGAGUGGCUUCGAAACCCAGCUACUUGGCAUUCCAGGAGUUUCCAUUCCCUCCGGUUCCACUUAAGUUAUCCUCCAUGUUCCUGGCUGCUGCCCCUACUGCUGUCCUGUUUGACUUGCUUUGGGAGCGUGAAGGACUCUGGGAGACCGGAUGCUGGGCGCCCGCCCCUGGAGCCGCGGGGUCUGGCAGAGACGAGUGGCUGGUGGGUUCGGCUCCUGACACAUUCCGCCAACACCUCGAGUCCCGGCGGCCGCCAGCAGGGGGCGCUGUGCGGGCUGCCCGGCGCCGGGACGCCCCUGGGGAGGCGGCUCUGCUCUCCGGCUCCCUAGGCGCCCGCUGCCACUGACUCCGUUCCGACCUCUGCCUGGUGGCCCCGGACCGACACUAGCACACGUGGAGACGUAGCCGCACUCCCCAGUAGGUAGGCGCUGACCCCGACAAUAAACUUGGAUAAACGAGA
This is a messenger RNA of Phyllostomus discolor (pale spear-nosed bat), 3634 nucleotides long. RefSeq names its product pogo transposable element derived with KRAB domain (gene POGK). Lineage: Eukaryota; Metazoa; Chordata; Mammalia; Chiroptera; Phyllostomidae. Gene Ontology annotation, biological process: regulation of DNA-templated transcription. Gene Ontology annotation, cellular component: nucleus. The record is from RefSeq and is a predicted model, not a curated record. Bases 30 to 1961 code for a protein of 643 amino acids. Gene Ontology annotation, molecular function: DNA binding. The transcript is spliced from 5 exons.